This is a messenger RNA of Funneliformis geosporum, 927 nucleotides long. NCBI's taxonomy places the organism in Eukaryota, Fungi, Glomeromycota, Glomeromycetes, Glomerales, Glomeraceae. The record is from the annotation of a GenBank genome assembly.
AUGGGAAAAGCAUUCUCAACUUUUAGGGCGCGCAAAUCCAUCAGGUCUAAACGCGCUUCAUUUGCAUUUGAAAGCGUUCAAAAUGUACAAAAAGAUGCAGAACCUUUAAAAUAUUUCCUACCGAAUUUCAUAGAAGACACAGACAUAAUGGUAAUCUUACAUUUUCUUGAUCGAUACCUCUUUCAAAGCAACUUUAAUGCUCCGAUAGAAGAACAGUUGAUUGAUGGAAACUUUAAAAUCUUAGAUGCAUGUUGCGGGGCGGGAACUUGGGUAUUAGACAUGGCUUCGAUUUAUAAAUCCUCAAAUUUUAUUGGAAUUGAUUUGUGUCCUGUUUUCCCGACAGAAAUUAAACCUUAUAAUGUGGAAUUCGUGCAAGGUGAUAUUUUGGAAGGACUUCCAUUCGAAGACAACACUUUUGAUUACGUACAUCAAGGAAACAUGGUUGAAAUAUAUACAUUGGGUCAAUGGCGUUUUAUUACAAUGGAACUAAUUAGAGUGUGUAAACCAGGUGGAUACAUUGAAUUCACUGAACCUGAGUUAGGAAGUAAUCCUGGCCCAAUACUUUCAAAAUUUUAUGAUGCAUUGAUCGAAUUAAGCGAGUCUCGUAAUGUCAAAAUUCGAAUGUAUGAUAAUCUUAUUAGUAACUUGAACUCAAUACCAAUGGUGCAAAAUGUUGAAUCAGAAUUAAAGUGUAUUCCAUUGGGCUCAAGGAGAGGAGGGAAUGCUGGCCAUGAAUAUUUAGAAGUACAUAAUGGAUUUUUCUUAAAUGUACCUAUGCCUGAAACGAUGUGCAAAUUUAUGGGACUUUCGGUAGAACAAUAUUUAGAAAUGUUUAAAGAAGCUAGAAAAGAAGUUGCGGAUGGUAUUUCUCCAGAAUGUGAAGUAUAUCGAAUAUGGUGUCAAAAGAUAUAUGAGGAAGAUGAAUGA